AAAUGAAUUAUAAGUCAUUAUUAGUUUAACUAAUUGAACGAAUUGAAAUGAUAUUUAAUGAAUAACAAAGGUGGCGCUCAUUUGAACUAAGAUGAUUUAUCUAUAUGUAUGUUUGUAAAAUACUCGGUGGACAUGUAAAGAGGUUAUAUUUCUCCGUAUUACUCAUUGCAUUCAUAUUAACUGCAAACGUGUUGCAAAAAAUAUAUUUAAUGAUAAUUUCGACACGGAAAACACAUAGGAGCAUAAAGGCGAUAAUAUAUGAAGCAAAACCCCAUAUUUAGAAAUUAUUAUUGAAUUUUCCAAUUUCUAUGACAGUGGAUUGUCAAACAAUUUAAGGCAAGGCAAUGGGUACAACACCAAGUCGGUACGAUGAUCUAUCUAAAAAUGUUUAUUUAGAAAAGUUUUGUGGAAAAAAAAGUAUUCUUCCAAAUGAUCCAUUUUGGAACACGUUUCUGUCUUACAACAUGAGAGCACCUGUUACGAGGAAUGACCAAAUAGAAUUAGAUUCUCGAUUGGACUCCUCAUGCCAGCAAUUACUUGUUAACAAUUUAAGUACUGGCAAUUUUGGUAAUCUGAUACAAGUUGCUCUUAUGCGUGCUAGUAAUUUACUGGCAUCAAUGCAAAAUCAAAAAAUCAUAUCAGCAUGGCAAACAUAUAAUGCAUUGUUUGCAUUGAGAUGUAUAUUGAAAUAUUUAAUUGAAACAGUGGGUGAAGAAGAAAUGAUAAAACAUAUAGAAGCACCACAGUUACCAGUGCCAACACCGUCAAAUUCAUCUUACAGAUUAAAAGAUCUUUUUGAAGCAUUAAUUGAUAUUGUAACAGAUGUACCACUGUGUGAGUUCACAUAUGUGGUUCAUCUAGAAGCUAUAAAUUGUUUACUUGUAUUACUUUCCGUACAAUUGUUUUCACAAACUGCAGCUGAAUACAGCUGCAUCUACAGAAUAGCAAUGCAUUCACAUUCUAGUGAACAUGCACCAGCAAUGGUGUGUACUUUAUUGCAUAAUUUUGUGCAGCAAGAACAUGCUCCUCCUGGUUUACUUACACAACAACCAGGAGGAAGUAUUGUUUUUAGUAUAGCUGCUGGAUUAUGGAAUGUAAUUACAAUGGGCAUGGGUAGUAGCUUAAAGAACGUACAAGUUACAAGUAAUGGUACUUCUGAAGAAGAAGAACGAAAACGCGACACAGAAACACCUCUUGCUAGUCAAUCAUUAUUACUCCUAUUGGUAUUAACAAAUCACUGUACUGCAACUGAAAAUCCUUACAGGAAUGCCCUUUUUACAUUUAUUGAUAUGCAAGAAGGGUAUUUCACAAUGCAAACAAAAUGUGCAUUUAGAUUUAAUUUAAAUAAAUUGUAUAAUACUAUAUGUAAGAUACCAAAUACAGAUGAAGUUACAUUAUUAUUAUACAUGUUGCUACAUAGGAAUGCAAGUAUAAAACAAGACAUCAUGAGAAGACCAGAUAUACAGCUAUUGGUAAUACCAAUACUUCAGAUAUUAUAUCAUGCUCCAAACAAUACAUCUCAUCAUAUUUAUAUGUCUCUUAUUAUCCUUCUAAUUUUAAGUGAAGACGAAACAUUUAACAAGAGGAUACAUGAAAUAAUGCUUAGGGGUGUAGGUUGGUAUACAGAAAGAUCAAUAAGUGAAAUAUCAUUAGGAGGUCUUUUAAUUCUUGUUGUCAUAAGAACUAUACAAUAUAACAUGUUCAAAAUGAGGGAUAAAUAUCUUCACACAAAUUGUUUAGCAGCUUUAGCAAAUAUGUCAGCACAGUUCACAUCUUUACAUCCUUAUGUUAGUCAAAGAUUGCUAAGUUUGUUUGAAACUCUUGCAAAGAAACAUGCUAGAUUAGAAGCAAAAAUACGCACGCAACCUUCUAUUUCUUCUGAUAGUACUACUAUCACAAUUAAUGGAACAACAGCAAAUACAGAUUUGAUUCAAGACUUAACAAUACUUGAAGAAGUUUUGCGAAUGGUACUAGAAAUCAUAAAUAGUUGUUUAACUCAUAGACUCGCACAUAAUCCGAACUUAAUAUACACCCUUUUGUAUAAAAAAGAUAUUUUUCAACCAUUUAGGAUGCAUUCAGCAUUUCAAGACAUUGUGCAAAAUAUAGAUUCUGUCAUAAAUUUCUUUUCUUAUAAAUUGGAACAAAAAGAUCAGUCACAACUUGGCGUGAGUCAGGUAUUAACUACGAUCCAGCAAGGUACUAGUGAAUGGCCACGUGACCGUUUAAGGAAAUUUCCAGAACUAAAAUUUAAGUAUGUAGAAGAGGAACAACCAGAAGAGUUCUUUAUUCCUUAUGUAUGGAAUGUCGUAUGUCAAAGUGCACUGUUACAUUGGAAUGCAGAAAAUAUAAAAUUAUUUUCACCCAAUACUGGUGAACAAACAACGAUUAUCGUUUGCUGAUACUGAGAUAAAAACUGCUGUUUGCAGUAAAUACAUUAUGCAAUACAAAUCGAGUAAAAAAUAUUGGAAGUAUUAUUUCUUCGUGAGACACCCAUUUGAUACGAGAAAAACAAUAUAUAUUGUUUAUUGUAAAGGUAAUUAUAGCAGGCGGAUAGAGACUAACAUAAUACAUACUCAUUUUACGUCUGAAAUCAGUUUGUCGGUAUUUAUCUCUUGCCUUAGUCACUAUUUCACUUAAUUAUUAAUAUUUCAUUUUCUAAAAUAACAGUGCUGUGUUCGAAAUGGAUUUAUUAAAUAAGAAUUAGUUAAAUCUAAUGAAAUUUAAUUAAAACCGCAGAAUAUUUUAAUGUUUUUUUAAUGUGCAUAAGCCUAAUUAAUAAGAUAUUAUUUAUAAAUAAUACUACUUAAUUCAUUCAUCGUGCAGUAAUGAAAUUGACUUUAAUAUUGUAAAACUAUGCAUUGUUAAGACUGGUGUUACAAUCUAUUAUUUUACAAAAGCUGCGUUACCGCUUGAAUCAAAUAUCAUCGAUAAAUAAAAAUAUUUAAAUAUUCAACUGGAGCAGCAUAAAUUCACACCAUGGGUAAGAGUGAAACUUAAAUAUAAACAUUUUAUAAUAUUCACAAAAGAAUAUAAAUAAAUAUUGGAGUUCCCAGAUGGAUUCAUGCUAAAAAGUAUUUUCGACAUAUUAAUAAAAUUUUCCAUAAUGAAAAUGAUAAUGAUAAGAGAAAAUUUUCUGUAAAUUGGUUAUGAUCUCCGCUUUUAAAAAAUUAUAAAAACCAUCUUUUUUUUCAAAUAGUUCCAAAUAUUACAUUAUAGAAUUACUUUAAAAGUAGAAUUUGAUAGUAUUACAUAAUGUGAUUUUUAAGGCAUGCAAACAUUUCGUUGUACGCCAUUAUUUAUAUAGACGCGAAAAAGUUUAUUUACACUUUGUUUAUCGUAUUUAAUUGUGAAUAUAUGAUAUGUAUUAAGAGCAUGGAGCAAGGUAUUAUGUGUUAAUUAUUUAAUGAAAAUUAAAAACAAUGGCAUAGUGUAACAGCAUUUGUAUACAUAUACAAUCGACGCUGUUAAUGUUGCAAAUGAUUUUAAUUUAAUAUAUAUAUACAUAUACUAAAAUAAAGAAUUCUGAUAUUUAUAAA
Molecule: messenger RNA, 3536 nt
Organism: Bombus terrestris (buff-tailed bumblebee)
Lineage: Eukaryota; Metazoa; Arthropoda; Insecta; Hymenoptera; Apidae
Product: dymeclin
Exons: 12
Coding region: 345-2399 (684 amino acids)
Biological process (GO): Golgi organization
Cellular component (GO): Golgi apparatus
Source: RefSeq, a predicted model, not a curated record